This is a messenger RNA of Paramuricea clavata, 1473 nucleotides long. NCBI's taxonomy places the organism in Eukaryota, Metazoa, Cnidaria, Anthozoa, Malacalcyonacea, Plexauridae. The record is from the annotation of a GenBank genome assembly.
AUGAGCAAGUCAAGAAAUGAGAAGAAGCCGCCAUCUCAACCACCUCCAGUGGCAACAACAAACGAUAUUAUUCCAGGGAAAUUCAACGAAAACCAAUGGUAUUAUAUAUUAACAGUAUUUCUAUAGUAAUGGGGUAUGAAGUAAUUGCUACUAGCUUGAUAACUACCCAUAUAUUUUAGAGGUUUUAAAUGGAAAAUUAUUUGUGUAAAUAAUUUGAUGUGUUGUCUUGCAUCCUUGCCUUAUUACUGAUCAAACGUGGUCAGUGGUAUGUAGUGCUUGUGAAAUGUGAAAUGGAAUUUACAUUACUCUGGACUUCUAGGGAGAACAGUUUAGAACUGAUACAGCUAUCCAGUGACCAGUAGAAACUGAAGUUAUUAUUAUAUUUAUCCAGGAUACCCACGUCACCGAAGUGUUUUUCAGUGGGGUCCUGCAUUAUAAAUUUCAACUUCCCCCAAGUUGAAAGUUGGGAAGUUGAAAGUUAGGUGACUUCACUGGACCUCUAGGAAGAAUAGUUUAGAACUGAUACAACUAUCCAGUAUAAAUAAAAUUAGUUUAGUUCAGGUUUCCAGGUAGUAACACUAGAUCAAUAAGAGAUGAUCCUUACUGGACCUCUAGGGAGAACAAUUUAGAACUGGUGGAUCUAUCCAGUAUAAAUAAAGUUAGUUUAGUUUAGGUUUCCUCCUGUAGUAACACUGGAUCAAUAAGAGAUGAUCCUUACUGGACCUCUAGGAAGAACUGUUUAGAACUGAUAGAUCGAGCUAUCCAGUAUAAAUAAAGUUGGUUUAGUUUAGGUUUCCUCCUGUAGUAACACUGGAUCAAUAAGAGAUGAUUCUUACUGGACCUCUAGGAAAAACAGUUUAGAAUUGAUAGAACUAUCCAGUAUAAAUAAAGUUAGUUUAGUUUAGGUUUCCUCCUGUAGUAACACUGGAUCAAUAAGAGAUGAUUCUUACUGGACCUCUAGGAAGAACAGUUUAGAAUUGAUAGAGCUAUCUAGUGUAAAUAAAGUUAGUUUGUUUAGUUUCCUCCUGUAGUAAAACUGGAUCAUGCAAUUGAUGAUCAAUCCUACUGAUGAUCGAUCCUACUGGAUCUCUAGGAAGAACUGUUUAGAACUGAUAGAGCUAUAUGCAGUAUAAAUAAAGGUAGUUUAGAUUUCUUCCUGUAGUAAAACUGGAUCAAUAAGAGAUGAUCCUUACUGGACCUCUAAGGAGAGCAGUUUAGAACUGAUAGAGCUAUCCAGUAUAAAUUGUGCUACCCGGUACUUUAGUUUGGGUUAGUUUAAAUAUAAUGAGAAUCAUAUUGUCUGCCGACAGGAAUUCUAUGAUAGAACAAGAAAACAGUCAAGACUUUGUUCUCGAUCUCCUCGAUGAGAUACUGGAUUGUACAGUGCAAGUUAUUCAUGAUAAAUAUAUUCAAAGUCAACUUCAGCCGUAUUCAGUACACGCUGCCAAAGAUUUACUCCUGCAAAUUAUUGAG